AUGAACCAACCUUAACUGUCGCUGGUCGAUGUCAUCAUCUUCCGGCGCCUUGCCAUGCUGUGAGUGGAAAAGUUCAUUUGGAUGUGUUUUUAGUUGCCAAAAAGAAAUUCAAGAAAAAAGUAACAGAAAAUGAGGGAAACGCCGCUGUCAAACUGUGAGAGACAGUUCUUAGUACAAGCUAUAGCCGAGAAAAAGCGCCUUGACGGAAGACAGACGUUUGACUACAGGAAUGUCAAGAUUACAUUUGGUACAGAUUAUGGUUGCUGUAUUGUUGAUCUUGGGAAAACAAGGGUCUUGGCACAAAUUUCAUGUGAGCUUGUAGCCCCUAAAAUGAAUCGGCCUACGGAAGGAAUUCUCUUUUUUAACUUAGAACUUUCACAGAUGGCUUCACCAGCAUUUGAACCUGGCAGGCAGUCAGAGUUGGUAGUAAAGUUAAAUCGACUACUGGAAAGAUGUCUACGAAAUUCAAAGUGCAUAGACACUGAGUCACUGUGUGUUGUUUCUGGUGAAAAGGUGUGGCAAAUUCGUGUUGACUUGCAUUUGUUAAAUCAUGAUGGCAACAUCAUGGAUGCUGCAAGUAUAGCUGCAAUAACUGCACUGUGCCACUUCAGGCGUCCAGAUGUGUCUAUCCAAGGGGAAGAUGUCACUGUGUAUACACCAGAAGAGCGGGAUCCAAUCCCAUUAAGCAUUCAUCACAUGCCUAUCUGUGUCAGCUUUUCUUUCUUUCAGCAAGGGACAUAUCUGUUGGUGGAUCCGAGUGAGCGUGAGGAGAGGGUGAUGGAUGGGCUGUUGGUGAUUGCAAUGAACAAGCACAGGGAGAUUUGCACCAUUCAGUCCAGUGGAGGGAUAAUGCUACUGAAAGACCAAGUUCUGAGGUGUAGCAAGAUUGCCAGUGUGAAAGUUACAGAGAUUUCGGAGCUGAUCCAGAAAGCUCUGGAAAAUGACAAGAAAGUCAGGAAAGAAGGAGGAAAGUUUGGUUUUGCAGAGUCCAUGCCAAACCAGCGGAUCACAGCCUAUAAAAUGGAAGUGGCACCAGUUGAUACAGGUGACAUUGGAAAGAAAACAGAAGAUCUUAUCUACAACUCUGAACCACCAUCAGAAUUCAUUCCCUCACCAGUGGUGUGUGCUCCGGGAACAGGCCAGAUAGGGGAGGGGCUGCAGAAUUCCUGGGGGUUAGAGGAGAAUGAAGAUGGUGAAGAAGCUGAAGCUGAAGACCAAGCCAUGGAAGAAGAGCUCCAAACAAUGGACGUAAAGGUCAAAAGUGUUAAAAAAGAAGACCCAAUCACCCUCUCUGACAGUGAAGAGGAAGAUGUUGUCAUACUAGAACCAAAGACAAUGAAAAAAAAAGUAAAUGUGCAAGCCAGCAGCACAGCAGCUUCAAAGAAAAAGAAAAAGAAACCAGUACAUUAAGCAACUAUCUUCAAUUCUUCCAGGCUGUAUAAUCUUAAAAUGCAGUGCUUUGCAUUGAUUUGUAUGCACUGACACUUCCUGCAGUCCUUUCAAUAGCAGACUUAAUUUGUGUCAUGCUUUAAGUGACGGGUCAUCAUUGAACAGUGAGUCACAGUGGUAGAAGGACAAACCAGUACUGUACUAAGCAGUGCAUGUAUUGUCCUUUACUAGUUACAGCUAGCGAAAUAGAAACACCUACUUUAACGCUGUCUACACAAUCUUAACAGCGGAGACCAUUUGAGGUCUUGGCACCUAACAAGUUAAGCAUCUACUGUCCGACCUCUAUCAACAAAAACUAAAUUGCAGCUUUAGUAUAUAUUAAAUUAGAUUUCAUUCAUGUCAUUAGCAUAAAAAUGUGUCGUAUGAAAUAUGGUUCAUUUUCACAUCAGUGUGUAGAACAUGUUUCUAUAUUAAAUAAAUAAAUAAAUUCC
Molecule: messenger RNA, 1880 nt
Organism: Polyodon spathula (Mississippi paddlefish)
Lineage: Eukaryota; Metazoa; Chordata; Actinopteri; Acipenseriformes; Polyodontidae
Product: exosome complex component RRP45-like
Exons: 12
Coding region: 130-1410 (426 amino acids)
Biological process (GO): nuclear polyadenylation-dependent mRNA catabolic process; nuclear mRNA surveillance; U1 snRNA 3'-end processing
Cellular component (GO): nuclear exosome (RNase complex); cytoplasmic exosome (RNase complex)
Source: RefSeq, a predicted model, not a curated record